Molecule: messenger RNA, 882 nt
Organism: Dujonia railenensis
Lineage: Eukaryota; Fungi; Ascomycota; Pichiomycetes; Serinales; Debaryomycetaceae
Source: the annotation of a GenBank genome assembly
AUGUGGAAAAGCGGGUUAAGAAAGUAUUCGGCAGCAGCGUCAUCUACUGCUAGUGCUGGUAAUUCGACCUCCAUCUCAUCAACUUUACUUCUUACUAGGAACCCAGUCAUAACUGCGGACGUAAGUAAAUUCGAAGCACAAUACUAUAAGUACCAGAAUGAAUUAUGGAAGCGUUUGAUGUGGACGUUUCCUAGUUGGUUUUACUACAGAAAGGGAACGAUUUCCGAACAAGCAUUUAGAGAAUUGAAUCCUGGUCCUGUUUUCAAUAACCCUAACAUUGAGUUCCCCAGAGGAAGACCGGUCGUUGUCCAUCAAAGAGAUAGAAGGUUCAAGCAGGAACUCAAGUUACCAAAGACAUAUAAGGAGGUCUCUCAGGAAAAGAAAGAAGGAGGCGAAACGGCUGCAGAAGAAGAGGGCGCCAAGGAGGAUAAUUUGUCCCGUCAAAUUGUUCCAAACUCGAGAAUCACAAAGGCUGACGAGUCCAAAGACUUGGCCAGCUUGGAAAGACAAUUGUCCCGUACGUUGUACUUGAUCAUACAGGAAAACUCCAAGUGGACUUUACCAACAUUUAAGGAAGAACAAGUGGCCCAAGGUGAUGAUACCAAAGACUCAUCGGUCACUCCAUUGCACACAUUAGCCGAACAGGGCUUGUAUAAAAUUGGUGGGAACUCUAUAAACUAUUUCAACGUUUCCAAUACUCCAUGUCAUGUUCAUAAAUCUGAAUCUACUAGAGAGUAUUUCAUAAAAUCUCACAUUCUCUCUGGUAGAUUCGUACCACAGUCUGAGAGUAUCAAGUUCUUGUGGUUGACCAAGGAAGAACUCGGAGAGUACUUAGAAAAGGAUUAUUAUAAGGAAAUAGAACAUCUACUUAGUGACAUCUAA